This is a messenger RNA of Galdieria sulphuraria, 3922 nucleotides long. Its product is annotated as exoribonuclease R. Gene Ontology annotation, cellular component: exosome (RNase complex). Gene Ontology annotation, molecular function: 3'-5'-RNA exonuclease activity; RNA binding. Bases 16 to 3897 code for a protein of 1293 amino acids. The transcript has 4 exons. Lineage: Eukaryota; Rhodophyta; Bangiophyceae; Galdieriales; Galdieriaceae. The record is from RefSeq and is a predicted model, not a curated record.
UUAUUGACUAUGUAAAUGCAAACAAUGGAACAACAUGCACAAAAGUUAGCAAAGGAGUUUGGAGUGUCGUUUCGUCGAGCAAAGCAAGCUCUAGAAACUGCCAAAGGAAAUGUAGAACUUGCCAUAGACGAGAUACUUCUCUCUCCAGAGUCGGAAGAAGAAGCGGAACCAGAAACGAUAUCCACUGUUCAAGUUUAUGAGUCUAGCAAAACAAACGGAAAAAGUCAAUGUAAAGAGUCCACGGUUGAACCAGUCUCUUCUGUGGUCAACUUGAAGUCUGAAACCGAAGAGGUCGAUUCUUUGUAUAGUGCACUUUGUUUACACAACAGCGAAAACAAGAGUGACGAAAAUAGCUUAGAUAAAAAAGAAUCUUCUCAGGAGGCAAAGAGCAGUACUGAUCUGUUGACUUUAAGGUUGUUGCUUCCACCUUUUCCAUCUCUGCUUGCUAUAUUUCAUCAACUAGAACAGACUCAAUUGAAGCUGUUUCGGGAUAGUAUAUAUAUAAAGAAGCAAACUGUUUCCGAUGGAGACUCUGAACAGCGUCCAAAACAAGUUCAGUGGACACGUAGAAAGAAGGAGUUGUUACUUGAAAAGAAACAAAGGAAGCAACGAGAAGUUUUUGUUCUCAGUUUACUUGGAUCGGAACUUUAUCUUCGUCCCUUAGAAUGCUUCGACUGGUCGAAACUUUGUUCUGUUGGAAGUUCUAUAACAAUACCCACUUUGAACGUUUUGGAGUUUUUCUUUGAAGUGUUAAUCGGCGACAAAAGCAAUCAUCUUGCUCGAUCAAAAGUAAUCAAUACGGUUAUCCUGAAGAGUACCUUUGCUAGAAUAACUAAACAGAAACGGAAACUUCUUAAGCUGGCUCUAUCAGAUCCUUAUUCUCCAAUUCUUUUUUUUCCUGAUUCAGUAUUGGAUGACACAUGUUUAGCAUCGCCAAAGCAACCAUUAGAGGAAUCUUUCUACAACUAUGAAAGAGAGAUAAGGGCUGCAAGAAUUUUGUUCCAGAUGAAGAGUUUGGAUUGUUUUAUUCUUUAUGUAGAUGAGAAGAAUAUUGUAGCGAAUGAGUCUCCCAUUCGCACUAUAGCAGAUAAUCUAUAUCUUUGUUCUAUUCUAUCGUAUUCGAGACGAAUGGACGAUAGUCGAUUUUUAGAUAUGGUUUUAUCUCUUUAUGACUCUUUUCUAGCUGAAAAUAUUUGGUACCAAGAAGGAACACAUUCAUUGUCUGGGCUGCCUUUUAAAGCAGAAGAGAAUGAAUUAGAGGAACAGAUGGUAGAAUCCGAAGAGGUUUCAAAGCGCACGAUUAUUGGAAUUUUUCGAGUUGAACGAAAUCGUAAAAUUGCUCGAGUAUCUUUUGUGUUUAUUCCUGCUGAACAUUUUGGUAAGGCCAUUCACGGUGAUAAAGUGAUGAUAGAAAUAAACACGGUGAAUGGUAAAAGUCAAGGAAAAGUUGUUUCCAUUUUGGAACGAAGAGCGGACUCCUUUGUAGCAUCUUAUUUCGAAAGGGACUCUACGGAAGACUCUGUUGUCAACGAAGAAGAUGAUGAAACUGUCUUGUAUACAAAGUCACAACGUUUAGGUCAUCUUUUUGCUCCGAUGGAUCAGAGGCUACCACUGUGUAUAGUUUUUGGUAGAAAUUUAGAGAAAUACAGAAAUCAACGCGUUGUUUUACGCUUUCGUAGCUGGAAAUGGCAUGAAAAGUAUCCAGAAGCAUAUUUAGUAGAGACACUUGGUUAUGUGGGAGAUGUAGAAGCAGAGACUCGAGCGGUUUUGACUACCUGUGGGGUUCGUGACUUUGACUACCCAACAAGUGUUUUUGAAGAGAUCGGUUUGACGAGUAGCUUGUCUUCAUUUUCAUGUUCAUUUCCGUCGUCAGUUUGUAUGGAUAAGAGAUUGGAUAUUCGAAACUCUCGUUUGGUUUUCAGUAUCGAUCCUUCUGGAAGCCAAGAUAUCGAUGAUGCUUUAUCUCUUUAUCUAAUUAAAGAUAGUAUUUAUGAAGUGGGAGUUCAUAUUGCUGAUUUUGCUGCUUGGGUGCCAUCCGGAAGCUUUAUAGAUGUGGAAGCGAUGAAACGAGGAACUAGCGUGUAUUUAGUGGACAGAAGAAUAAGCAUGAUUCCUUCAGUCCUUAGUGAAAAUCUAUGUUCGCUAAGGCAGUAUCAUGACCGCUUAAGUCUCUCUGUAUUUUUCUUCAUAGACUUUGCGAAUCAAGGUCAACUUGUGGAUAUCUCUGAGGAAUUUUUGGAUAAGGAAUUUGUUCAAAAGGCUGUCAAGAGUAGUGCAGAUAAAGGAGUGUAUUUUGCACGUUGUAUUUUGCGUUCAUGUGGUGAACUUCAUUAUGAUGAGGUGGACUGUUGUUUGAAAGGAGAAAGAACAUCGCUGGGUACCACAGAUGAUGCUCAAGUGAUUCAAAAUACCCGAAUAUUGGCAGAUAUUGCCAAAAUGUUUCGUCAAAGGAGAAUCCGAGAUGGAGCUAUUACCAACUUGACCUCAGGAGAGUUGCGUUUUCAAUUCGAUGAAGAGAAAAGAAUUCAACAAGUAUCCACAAAAAUAGACUUAGAGAUUAUGUCGGUAGUUGCUGAACUAAUGAUUGCUACGAAUGCUUUUGUUGCCUCACAUCUACUCGCAGUAUGUCCAAAUGAUGCGCUGUUAAGAAGACAUGAUGCGCCUCCUGUAGAAAAGAUUUCACAGUUCAUAUCCACUGCAGCGAGUUUGGAUUUUCUUGGAAUCCACCUGGAGAACUUUCUACAAGGCCAACAACAACAGUCCAAUACUAUUUCAACGGAGAGUUUUAUUUCCAAUUUAGAAGAACAGUUGGAUGCCGCCUCUCUUGACAACUCUUCUUGGGGUAAAUUGAUUAGUUCUCUUGCAACCAGAGCGAUGUCUGAAGCAGAAUACUUUGCUGCAUCUUCCGGAAAGGACACCAGACACUAUGCUUUGGGUCUGGAUGCAUAUACCCAUUUUACGUCUCCUAUUCGUCGAUACCCUGAUGUGAUAGUCCAUCGAGCACUAUUAAGAGCUACUGGACUGGAAGAAUCCGACAGCGACUCAUCUCCACCAGAUUUUCCUGGAGCUUUGGAAGAACUAGCAGAACACUUGAAUAUUCGUCAUAGAGAGGCAAAGAUGGCAUCUGAAAUGUCCAAUACCUUAUUUUUCUCUCUAUAUUUUCAAUCCCAACCAGGUUUGGUAACCUAUGCCAUUUUAAUAGCUAUUCAAGAACAACCUUUGCUGGGAUUUUCUGUUUUCCUUCCAAGAUUUUCCUUGUAUGGUUUUGUUCCUUUGAUGGAUUCCGUAUCCAAUCAGGUUAUUUUACCCGCAUUGAAUAUGCAGUUGGAUCAGAAAGAUGAUUUUUCGGAAGUAUUUGUUGCAGAAAAAGAUUGUAGAGUCCUUCAAGCUGGUUGUAGUUUGCGAAUAGCGGAGAAUGAAAAGGAAUUGUAUUGUGUGAAUGAACAACAACAGAUAGUGGCAGAAUGGCAAUUGGGAGGUACAGUAAAAGUUGGAGUUUGGGCAAGCUCAAAUAAAUAUAGAGAACCUGGAGUAAAAAUGCUAUUGGCUAGUAGAGACUGUUUUGAAUCGAAACAGUCCUCAACAGAGGAAAAGAGGGGAAUUCCAGAGAAAAAGCCAAUUUCUACAUUUCAAUAUAAUCGACAGACGAAACCAAAAGAACAAGUUGUACAGCGGGUCUUAGCUACAUCUCAUGAAGCCGAUAGAGGUGUGAAGAAUGAAAAUUCAGCAGUAUCGAGAGACUUUCAUCGAGGGUUAUUUCGUAUUUGGAAUAUUCGAGACCGCGAUAGUUUGAAACGAAAUACUUUCUAUUAUACAAUGACUCAAGGACGCAUUCCAAUAGAAAACAAGAUUAGAAAAUGUUAUACGUACUCAUCGGAUAUGUUAUUGAGCUUGUGAAUGGACCAACAGUUUGCAAUUGACA